AUGGAGUAUUGAGGGCAUGCACCAGCACUGGGCCAAAGAGGGAAUUCCCAAUCCUAGUUUUAUUGGGCCGGAAUAAGUAGCCCAUAACCAAAUCUAAAGAAAGCCAUCAGAAUUGGGUUCUUUAUCCCGCUCUCCAUGUCUCGGUGUUUGUCAGCGAUGCCACAACCACUAAUCAGCCAACACGUAUGAAGAACCAGGUUCCUCAAAUUUUGGAGCGCAGAGAACCUUCUAGUGAUGGACAAAUGUUGCCUGAAGAAUGAUUGUGUUACUCGUUGAUUCGCCAUUCUCGAUCAUCCUUUGCCUCCUCCUCUUCAUCGUCCUCUUUCGCUUCGCUCUGGUGUUCGUCUACCUCAUACUCCUCUUCGCUCUCUGCUCCAACCUCGUCGCCGUCCUCUUCGAUCUCCUCUGAUCCACCCCAUGACCACCCAAUCGGCCACCGAUCCCUCUCCAUCGCCCCCCACCAAAACGGUGAGGAUUUUGAUUAAGGGAAGAGUCCAGGGUGUCUUUUAUCGGAACUGGACAAUAGAGAAUGCCACGCAAUUGGGCUUGAAGGGUUGGGUUCGCAACAGGAGGAAUGGUUCUGUGGAAGCUCUCUUCUCAGGGGAUCCUGAUAAGGUUCAGGAGAUGGAGCAGCGGUGCAGGCGGGGCCCUCCCGAUGCUCUGGUUACUGGGUUCGACGUAUCCCCUUGCAACGAAGAUCCUGGCACUGGAUUUGAGCGCAGACCAACUGUUUGAAUUUUGCUCAUUCUAUUCUAUAUCAAGAGGUUUAUUUUAACCAUCUCAUUAUGUUCCUAUGUACAGUUUCUUGUUACGGAUAUGAAUUAGUUUCUAGUUUUCAGUUUUCUAGAUAGAUUUUGCUCCAUAUGAGUUGGUGAUUUUCAAAUCCUUAAGACAUAUUAUCUAUCUAUCUAUCUUGUAUGGCUAGGUUGUAUAAUGAAUGAUAUAGUCCUGCUUGAUACGGUAA
Messenger RNA from Tripterygium wilfordii, 964 nucleotides. Its product is annotated as acylphosphatase-like. Gene Ontology annotation, molecular function: acylphosphatase activity. The transcript is spliced from 2 exons. Bases 418 to 735 code for a protein of 105 amino acids. Lineage: Eukaryota; Viridiplantae; Streptophyta; Magnoliopsida; Celastrales; Celastraceae. The record is from RefSeq and is a predicted model, not a curated record.